Messenger RNA from Salvia splendens (bonfire salvia), 1327 nucleotides. RefSeq lists its product as uncharacterized. The transcript has 3 exons. The coding region runs from base 86 to 1057 and encodes 323 amino acids. NCBI's taxonomy places the organism in Eukaryota, Viridiplantae, Streptophyta, Magnoliopsida, Lamiales, Lamiaceae. The record is from RefSeq and is a predicted model, not a curated record.
AUUCCCACACAAAUUCAAAACACAUCACAUUCACAUAUACUAGUAUAGUACUUGCUUGAAUAGAAUAGAAGAAAUUUAUAUUCAAAUGAAAUUCAAAAUUAUCAUGAUUUUGGCGGUUUUAGCUUCAGCUGGCGCUAUAAUUUCCUUAGUGAAUGUAAUUCCGGCGAUAUGGUCGUUGGUUCUGCCAUGGCUGCGGCCGCCGUAUUUGCAUAUCCUAAUCAACGGCAUCAUCAUCGCCAUCGCUGCCGCGUCUCGACUCUACCGGAGCCAGCCGCCGUCGGCGAGUCGAUCGCAGCACCUGAUUUCUGUCAAAACUCCUCCGCCGGCGUAUUAUGCGGAUUACUCACCUCCGCCGGAGGUCAGGGAUGUGGCGGAGGUUCCGGAGGCGUACGAGAGAGAAGAUACGGUUAUGGACCUGAAACCGGUGAUGGUGAAUGGUUUGGAAGUCGGCGCCGAUGCGGAAGAAGAUGAAGGCGAGGACAACGCAUUGGACGGCAGUACUUUGACGUACAAUCACCCGUUGCCAGAGAGAUUCUCGCCGGAAUUUUUCUCGUCGAUGGAUCCCACAGGAAACGUUCCUGAGAGAGAGGAGGCGUCGUCACGCGCCGCUCACGACGAAGUUCGGGAAGACGGACCACGGCUGGCGCCUUAUCGACGCACGUGGAAAUCGAAGAGCUUCAGAGAGCGUGCGACUCACAACGAGUCGCCGCGGAGUCGGAGAAACUCGAACCGGCGAGUUGAGGAGUACCUGGACCGAUCGUUGACGUGCAACUCACUAUCGCCGCAGAAUCAAAUCGGAAACAUUCCACCAACAGGAGUUGAGGCGAGGGAGGAAGAAUAUGAGACGCUAGAGAGUGCGUGGAAGGGAAUAACGGAAAAUGCAAGCCAGACACAGAUCGAAUCAACGUCGAUGUCGACGAUUGGGAAAGCGGUAUCUCCAAGUGUGGACGAGUUGCACCAGCGAGUCGAGGCAUUCAUCAAGAAGGUGAACAACGAAAUUAGAUUACAUAGGCAAAAUUCGUCCAAUCAGUACAUACAACUCAAUAGUGCAGCCUAGUCCUCAUAUUGUGUUUUUUCAAACCUUCUAAAAAUGGAAAAAAAAUCUUAGAAAAUUUGCUGCAACAUUAUAGGAUACAGUCCAACGCAAUAGGUAAGUUAUGAACUGUUUCUUUUAUUCUAGUUGUGCAUAUGUAAAUGAGGUUUUUCUUUUUUUGGGCAGAUGUAGACAUGUAACUAUGUUGUACGAUGUUGCUUUGUUCACCCACUGUAUUUGCCUAUGGAUUUGGAUUUUUGAGUAUUGUGAAAUAUUAGAAAUCAUUUUCUUUUU